Messenger RNA from Paramecium tetraurelia, 750 nucleotides. RefSeq lists its product as uncharacterized. Lineage: Eukaryota; Ciliophora; Oligohymenophorea; Peniculida; Parameciidae. Gene Ontology annotation, biological process: regulation of DNA-templated transcription. Gene Ontology annotation, molecular function: sequence-specific DNA binding; DNA-binding transcription factor activity. The record is from RefSeq and is a predicted model, not a curated record. The transcript is spliced from 5 exons.
AUGCAAGAGAUUAAACAAAUACCAUCAUUUCUAUAAAAAUUAUAUGAAAUACUUGAAUCCGACUAAUCAGCAAUUGGAUGGAAUAAAGAUGGGACUACAUUUUAGAUUUUGGAUUCAUCCUUAUUGACAGAAGAAAUAAUGCCUUAAUAUUUCAAACAUCGCAAUUAUCAGAGCUUUCUGAGAUAACUCAAUAUGUAUGGAUUUAAGAAGCUUAAAAAUAAACAUGGUAAAAGCGAAUUCCAACAUUCUCAGUUCAAAAGAGGUCUCAAGAAUAAUCUAUUGAAGAUCAAACGAAGAAAUUAAGAUGAUAUUAAGCAAAGUUUGGAAUCUUUAACCAAAGAAUUCGAAUAGGAGUCCUAUCUCAAUGAACACGAAAAACUUCGCAAGUAGCUUGUAGAAUUGUAUUCGAACUAAAGAUCACUCUUAGAAGAGAUCAGACGUUAGAUGGAACGUAACAUAAAUCUUCAACGCGAGACUCAAGAUAUUACUAAUAGGAUCAACACAGUUAAAAGUUAUCAUCUUAAAAAACUAGAUAAACUAAUUAUCAUCAUUUAGAAACUCCCUGAAGAUGCGCAAAUCAGUAAGAUGGCUUUGAUGAAGGAAAAAAUCCUCAGGAAAUUGGAACUCAUUGAAGCAGAGAAUAUCUGCAUGAAAGAAAUUUCCUUAGAAAAGCAAGACUCUUCCAUGUAUCAAGAACCCAAUCUUACGGGAGUCAAAAGUCCUGCUGGCUACUCACCUAAAACUAAAUGA